Sorghum bicolor (sorghum) is the source of this 2088-nucleotide messenger RNA. Its product is annotated as H/ACA ribonucleoprotein complex subunit 4. NCBI's taxonomy places the organism in Eukaryota, Viridiplantae, Streptophyta, Magnoliopsida, Poales, Poaceae. Gene Ontology annotation, molecular function: RNA binding; pseudouridine synthase activity. The transcript has a single exon. Gene Ontology annotation, biological process: rRNA pseudouridine synthesis; snRNA pseudouridine synthesis; mRNA pseudouridine synthesis. Gene Ontology annotation, cellular component: box H/ACA snoRNP complex. The coding region runs from base 85 to 1839 and encodes 584 amino acids. The record is from RefSeq and is a predicted model, not a curated record.
UGCCGCCACGCCCACGCCGCCGCUCCCACCUUUACCCUCCGCCGCUAAAACCCUAGAACCUACCCACCCCCACGGCCCGCCGCCAUGUCGUCCGCGACGCCGGCCGUCGCAUCCCCCGCCUCUGAGCACUCCAAAUCGAAGAAGAAGAAGCACAAGUCGAAGGACGACCCCGCCGCCGCUGCCGCCGCUGACCCGCCGUCGCUCGCCGAGGCCGAGGAGAAGACUGAUGGCUACCUCAUCAAGCCGCAGUCCCUUGUGCCGUCCCUCGACACCUCCACCUGGCCGCUCCUCCUGAAGAACUACGACCGCCUCAACGUCCGCACCGGCCACUACACCCCGCUCCCCUCCGGCCACUCGCCGCUCAAGCGCCCCCUCGCCGAGCAUCUCCGUUACGGCGUCAUCAACCUCGACAAGCCGUCGAACCCUUCCUCCCACGAGGUGGUCGCCUGGAUCAAGCGCAUCCUCCGCGCCGAGAAGACCGGUCACAGCGGCACGCUCGACCCCAAGGUCACCGGCAACCUCAUCGUCUGCAUCGACCGCGCCACGCGCCUCGUCAAGUCGCAGCAGGGCGCCGGCAAGGAGUACGUCUGCGUCGCCCGCUUCCACGCCGCCGUGCCGGACACCGCGCGAGUGGCCCGCGCGCUAGAGGCGCUCACUGGCGCGGUGUUCCAGCGCCCGCCGCUUAUCUCUGCAGUCAAGCGCCAGCUCAGGGUGCGGACAAUCUACGAGAGCAAGCUCCUGGAGCACGAUCCCGAGCGCCAUCUUGCCGUGUUCUGGAUCUCCUGCGAGGCAGGUACCUAUGUUCGGACUCUCUGUGUGCACCUUGGGCUGCUCCUUGGUGUUGGUGCGCAUAUGCAGGAGCUGCGCCGUGUCAGGUCGGGGAUCCUCGGGGAGCAGGACAACAUGGUGACGAUGCACGAUGUGAUGGACGCGAUGUGGUCGCUGGACAACUACAAGGAUGAGUCAUACUUGAGGCGUGUCGUGAUGCCACUAGAGGUACUGCUUACUAGCUACAAGAGGCUUGUUGUGAAGGACUCUGCUGUAAAUGCUAUCUGCUAUGGUGCUAAGCUUAUGAUUCCCGGGUUGCUCCGAUUUGAGAAUGAUAUUGAGACCGGGGAGGAGGUGGUUCUCAUGACAACAAAGGGUGAGGCUAUUGCGAUUGGUGUUGCUGAGAUGACUACUGCUGUGAUGGCAACCUGUGACCAUGGUGCAGUUGCAAAGAUCAAGAGGGUCGUGAUGGACAGAGAUACAUACCCAAGGAAGUGGGGGCUUGGCCCGGUGGCACUCAAGAAGAAAAAACUUAUUGCUGAGGGUCUUCUUGACAAGCAUGGGAAGCCAAAUGAGAAGACACCAACUGAGUGGCUUAGGAAUGUGGUGCUUCCCACUGGUGGUGAUGUUUCAAUUGCCAGUAUUGCAGCUGCUCCUGAGCCAGAGAAGGCGAAGGUGGAGCAGGACACAGCUGUGACUGAGGAGGUCAAGGAGAAGAAAAAAAAGAGGCAGAAGGAUGAUGAGGAUACUGAUGUUUCUGUUCCUGCGAAGAAGAUCAAAGUUGAGGAAGCCACUGAAGCUGUGGAAGGGGAGAAGAGUGAGAAGAAGAAGAAGAAAAAGAAAGACAAGGGUGAAUUGGAGUCAGCUGAGGCUGUUCAGGUCAAGGAGGAGGUUGAUGCAGCUGACGAGAAGGGGAGUGAGAAGAAAAAGAAGAAAAAGAAGAGCAAGGAAGGAAGUGAUGCUGCAGAGCCAGAGAGUGCUCAGAAUGGAGAUGGCACCGAUGCUGAGAAGAGUGAGAAGAAAAAGGAGAAGAAAAAGAAGAAGAACAGAGAUGCAGAGGAGGCGCAAUAGGUGUAGUUUAUGUUGGCUGGCUUCUUUUGUUUAGAGUUGCUGGGGAGGAUUGAAAUGCCUUUCUUGCUUGCCUUGUAGCUCUUGCAACUGCUAUGCCUAAUGUACCAUCCUUAGGUUAUUACUAUACUAUUGCUCUGAACUGCUAUGCCAAGUGGUGGUAUUUUCAUUUAAACUCUUGAACAAUGAUGGCUGUAUUGUUGUUUUGCUUACCAGAUAAUGAGAUGAAUUUAGCUCUCAUCUUGAUUUUUA